AUGUCGACGUGCAAACUCUGGGCAGCUGGCUCGAAUGCUCGGGGUCAACUAGCGUCGGGAGACGACGAAGACAGCCAUUCCUUUCGUCUCGCACGGUUCAGCGUUGAUGAAAAGGAGCAGGAGACGGUGCCGGGGGCAAUGGUUAGCAAAGUGGCGUGUGGAGCAAACCAUUCGCUCGUUCUCGUCGCGAAAAAUGGGUCAAAACCAGCUCUCUGGGGAGUUGGAGAUGGUUCAAUGGGCCAACUUGGACCAGGGUUAUCGUCUUCUACUGUCUUUAGGCCCAUCCAGCUCGGAGAGACAAAUUUGAUAGACGACAUCAUCUCAAUCCAGGCUGCUUGGGAGACGUCUUUCGUCGUACAAAGGGGAUCCAAAGUCGAUCAGAUCCUCGUCUUUGGCUCAAACGACUUUGGGCUCCAUGGAACGGGCGACGUGACGCACUCUUCGUCGUCGUUGUCCCAUCACGUCGGCAUCGUGGCUCUCAGCCACCUCUUUUCUCACAAAGUGCCUACACUACGCGUGGUGCAUCUCGCCACCGGCCCGCGAAACGCAUUUGCCGUGCUCGAAUACGAUACGCCCGUCGGACUCAUGCAAAUGCUCGUUGGAUGGGGCGCUGCACGACAUGGACAGCUCGAGAUACACAACCACAAUACCUCUUCGCGUCGUGGACCGCGCCAGGUUGCGCUCCCUCUGCGCAUCACGACCUGGACACGCCCAACGUCGGUGGUCGAUAUCUCCGUCGGAUCCCAGCAUGCGAUUGUUUUGACGAGUGACGGUGAACUGCUUCAGCUCGGUUCGGACGGCAAGUCGCAGCUGCCCGGCACCAUGGACUUUUCGUCGAUAAUACGCAUCGGCUGCACAUGGAACAACACGUUUGUACAGCGUGGGGUAUCUGCGAGCGAGGUUAUCAUCACGUCGUACGGCAAGAGUGCACACGGUCAAGCAGGGCGUGGAGAAGAUAAAGAGACCGCAGGUCACGUCUAUCUUCCACCCUUUCUCGAGAUCAGGCAACUAGUAUGUGGAAGUGAGCAUGUCCUGGUUCGUGCACAGCGAGAGACUAGUGGCAUAACUGAGCUCUGGGGCUGGGGUUGGAACGAACAUGGCAAUCUCGGUCUCGGUCAUACAGAGGAUACGCUCACACCGACACUGCUCAAGUCACCAUGCAUGACCGAGGACCAAUGCGGCAAGACAGAAGAUGCCAGUUGUACGUGUUGGCAAGGAGUGGGCGCUGUCUGGGCAGGGUAUGGAACGUCCUGGAUUAGUGCCAAUGGCUGA
This is a messenger RNA of Serendipita indica DSM 11827, 1272 nucleotides long. The record is from the annotation of a GenBank genome assembly. Lineage: Eukaryota; Fungi; Basidiomycota; Agaricomycetes; Sebacinales; Serendipitaceae.